AUGGGGUGUGAGGGAUAUGGUCAUCUCCGAAGAAGGCAAAGCUGGAAGGAGAAGGUGUCUGUGGCUGGCAGCAGUGAUCGUGCCACUGCCGACCAGGACAUGGACACGGAAGUUGAAGUGACUGAGACUGUUGACAGCCAGUCCUCUGAGACUAAGGUGUUGAGGAGUCAACCAGGUGUUGAGGACUCACAGACGAGUGUUGAAGACUCGCAGCCAGGUGUUGUAGUGCUGAGGACUCAGACAGCUGUUGAGGACCCACAGCCAGGUGUUGAAGACUCGCAGCCAGGUGUUGUAGUGCUGAGGACUCAGACAGCUGUUGAGGACCCACAGCCAGGUGUUGAGAACUCACAGCCAGGUGUUGAGGACUCGCAUGCCAGGUGUUGUACUAUUGAGGAAACACAGCCAGGUGUUGAGAACUGGUAUGCCAGGUGUCAUAGUGUUGAGGACUCACAGCCAGAUGUUGGGGACUCACAGCCAGGUGUUGAAGACUCGCAGCCAGGUGUUGAGGACUCACAACCAGGUGUUCCAGACUCACAGUCAGGUGUUGAGAAUUCACAUGCCAGGUGUUAUAGUGCUGAAGACUCACAACCAGGUGUUGAGGACUCACAACCAGGUGUUAAGGACUCACAUGCCAGCUGUUAUAGCGUUGAAGACUCACAUCCAGGUGUUCAGAACUCACACCCAGGUGUUGACGACUUACAGCCAGGUGUUAUAGGUGUUGCAGACUCACAGCCAAGUGUUGAGGACUCACAGCCAAGUGUUGAGGACUCACAGCCAGGUGUUGAGGACUCACAUGCUUGGUGUUCGUGUGUUGAAGACUCACAUGCCAGGUGUUAUAGUGUUGAAGACUCACACGGGUUGAGGACUCAGAGCCGGGUGUUGAGGACUCAAAGCCAGGUGUUAAGGGCUCACAUGCCAGGUGAUGAGGACUCACAGCCAGGUGAUGAGGACUCGCAGUCAAGUGUUGAGGACUUACAACCAGGUAUUGAGGGCUCAAAUGCCAGUAUUGAGGAAACACAGCCAGGUGUUGAGAACUGGUAUGCCAGGUGUCAUAGUGUUGAGGACUCACAGCCAGAUGUUGGGGAUUCACAGCCACGUGUUGAAGACUCGCAGCCAGGUGUUGAGGACUCACAACCAGGUGUUCCAGACUCACAGUCAGGUGUUGAGAAUUCACAUGCCAGGUGUUAUAGUGCUGAAGACUCACAACCAGGUGUUGAGGACUCACAACCAGGUGUUAAGGACUCACAUGCCAGCUGUUAUAGCGUUGAAGACUCACAUCCAGGUGUUCAGAACUCACACCCAGGUGUUGACGACUUACAGCCAGGUGUUGCAGACUCACAGCCAAGUGUUGAGGACUCACAGCCAAGUGUUGAGGACUCACAGCCAGGUGUUGAGGACUCACAUGCUUGGUGUUCGUGUGUUGAAGACUCACAUGCCAGGUGUUAUAGUGUUGAAGACUCACACGGGUUGAGGACUCAGAGCCGGGUGUUGAGGACUCAAAGCCAGGUGUUAAGGGCUCACAUGCCAGGCGAUGAGGACUCACAGCCAGGUGAUGAGGACUCGCAGUCAAGUGUUGAGGACUUACAACCAGGUAUUGAGGGCUCAAAUGCCAGGUGUUGUAGUGUUGAGGACUCACAGUCAGAUACUCCAGCCUCCAGUGUUACUCCAGCCUCUUGCGAUACUCCAGCCUCAGGUGAUAUCCCAGCCUCAGGUGAUAUUCCAGCCUCAAGUGAUACUCCAGCCUCCAGUAUUAUUCCAGCCUUCAGUGAUACUCCAGCGUCCAGUGAUACUAAAGCGUCCAGUGAUACUAAAGCCUCCAGUGAUACUCCAGCGUCCAGUGGUAUCCCAGCGUUCAGUGACGCUCCAGCAUCCAGUGAUACCCCAGCCUCCAGUGAUACUCCAGCGUCCAGUAAUACUCCAGCGUCCAUGAUACUAGCAGCCUCGACUGAAACUCCAGCCUCCAGUGAUGCUCCAGCCUCCAAUGAUACUCCAGCCUCCAGUGAUACUUCAGACUCAAAUGAUACUACAGCGUCCAGUGACAUUCCGGCCUCUAGUGAUACUCCAGCCUCCACCUCCAGAAAUACUCCAGCCUCUAGGGAUACCCCAGCCUCCCGAGAUACUCCAGCCUCCAGAGAUACUCCAGCCUCUAGUGAUACUCCAGCCUGUAGAGAUACUCCAGCCUCCAGUGUUACUCUUGCCUCCAGUGGUACUCCUGCCUCCAGUGAUACUCCAGCAUCCAGUGAUACUCCAGCCUCCAGUGAUACUCCAGCGUCCAGUAAUUCUCCAGCGUCCAGUGAUACUCCAGCCUCUAGUCAUACUCCAGCCUCCAACGAUACUCCAGUCUCCAGUGUAAAUCGAGCCUCUAGUGAUACUCCAGCCUGCAGAGAUACUCCAGCCUCUAGUGUUAAUCCUGCCUCCAGUGAUACUCCUGCCUCCAGUGAUACUCCAGCGUCCAGUGAUAUUCCAGCUUCCAGUGAUGCUCCAUCGUCAUGUGAUACUCCAGCCUCAAGUGAUACUCCAGCGUCCAGUGAUACUCCAGAUGGCAGUGAUACUUCAGACUCAAAUGAUACUACACUACAGCCUCCAGUGAUAUUCCGGCCUCGAGUGAUACUCCAGUCUCCAGUGAUACUGCAGCCUUUAUUGAUACUCCAGCCUAAAGAGAUACUCCAGAAACAAGUGAUACUCCAGCCUCCAGUGAUAUUCCAGCGUCCACCUGCAGAGAUACUCCAGCCUCUAGUGUUAAUCCUGCCUCCAGUGAUACUCCUGCCUCCAGUGAUACUCCAGCGUCCAGUGAUAUUCCAGGUGAUACAACCAGCCUCCAGCAAUACUCCAGCCUCUAGUGAUACUCCAGCCUCUAGAAAUACUCUAGCCUCCAGUGAUACUCCAGCUUCCAGUGAUGCUCCAUCGUCAUGUGAUACUCCAGCCUCAAGUGAUACUCCAGCGUCCAGUGAUACUCCAGAUGGCAGUGAUACUUCAGACUCAAAUGAUACUACACUACAGCCUCCAGUGAUAUUCCGGCCUCGAGUGAUACUCCAGUCUCCAGUGAUACUACAGCCUUCAGUGAUACUGCAGCCUACAGAGACUCCAGAAACCAGUGAUACUCCAGCCUCCAGUGAUAUUACAGCCUCCAGCGUCACUGCAGGUGAUACUCCAGCCUCCAGUGUUACUCCUGUCUCCAGUGAUACUCCUGCCUCCAGUGAUAUUCCAGCAUCCAGUGAUACUCCAGUGAUACCUCAGCCUCCAGUAAUACUCCAUCCUACAGUCAUAUCUCCAGUCUCCAGUGAUACUCCAGCCUUCAGUAGUACUACACCGUUCAGUGACACUCCAGCCUCCAGUGAUACUCCAGCCUCCGGUGAUGCUCCAGCUUCCGGUGAAACUCCAGCCUACAGUGAUAUUCCAGCAACCAGCGAUACUCCAGCCUCCAGUGAUAAUACAGCCUCGAGUGAUACUGCAGGUGAUUCUCCAGUCUCCAGUGAUACUGCAGCCUCCGGUGUUACUCCAGCGUCCAGUGAUACUCCAUCGUCCAGAGAUACACCAGCUACCAGUGAUAUUACCAGCGUCCGUGAUACUCCAGCGUCCAGUAAUAUCCCAGCCUCCAGUGAAACUCCCGCCUCCAGUAAUACUCCAGCGUCCAGUGAUACUCCAGUCUCCAACGAUACUCCAGCUUCCAGUACUUGUUCAUCCUCCAGUGAUACUCCAGCGUCCAGUGAUAUUCCAGCGACCAGUAAAACUCCAGCGUCUAGUGAUAAUCUAGCCUCCAUGAUACUCCUGCCUCCAGUGAUACUCCAGCGUCCAGUGAUAUUCCAGGUGAUACAACCAGCCUCCAGCAAUACUCCAGCCUCUAGUGAUACUCCAGCCUCUAGAAAUACUCUAGCCUCCAGUGAUACUCCAGCUUCCAGUGAUGCUCCAUCGUCAUGUGAUACUCCAGCCUCAAGUGAUACUCCAGCGUCCAGUGAUACUCCAGAUGGCAGUGAUACUUCAGACUCAAAUGAUACUACACUACAGCCUCCAGUGAUAUUCCGGCCUCGAGUGAUACUCCAGUCUCCAGUGAUACUACAGCCUUCAGUGAUACUGCAGCCUACAGAGACUCCAGAAACCAGUGAUACUCCAGCCUCCAGUGAUAUUACAGCCUCCAGCGUCACUGCAGGUGAUACUCCAGCCUCCAGUGUUACUCCUGUCUCCAGUGAUACUCCUGCCUCCAGUGAUAUUCCAGCAUCCAGUGAUACUCCAGUGAUACCUCAGCCUCCAGUAAUACUCCAUCCUACAGUCAUAUCUCCAGUCUCCAGUGAUACUCCAGCCUUCAGUAGUACUACACCGUUCAGUGACACUCCAGCCUCCAGUGAUACUCCAGCCUCCGGUGAUGCUCCAGCUUCCGGUGAAACUCCAGCCUACAGUGAUAUUCCAGCAACCAGCGAUACUCCAGCCUCCAGUGAUAAUACAGCCUCGAGUGAUACUGCAGGUGAUUCUCCAGUCUCCAGUGAUACUGCAGCCUCCGGUGUUACUCCAGCGUCCAGUGAUACUCCAUCGUCCAGAGAUACACCAGCUACCAGUGAUAUUACCAGCGUCCGGUGA
This is a messenger RNA of Homarus americanus (American lobster), 4572 nucleotides long. Its product is annotated as mucin-17-like. The transcript has 19 exons. Lineage: Eukaryota; Metazoa; Arthropoda; Malacostraca; Decapoda; Nephropidae. The record is from RefSeq and is a predicted model, not a curated record. Bases 1 to 4572 code for a protein of 1523 amino acids.